Molecule: messenger RNA, 2583 nt
Organism: Pangasianodon hypophthalmus (striped catfish)
Lineage: Eukaryota; Metazoa; Chordata; Actinopteri; Siluriformes; Pangasiidae
Gene: gabrd
Product: gamma-aminobutyric acid type A receptor subunit delta
Exons: 9
Coding region: 341-1612 (423 amino acids)
Biological process (GO): signal transduction; monoatomic ion transmembrane transport; regulation of membrane potential
Cellular component (GO): GABA-A receptor complex; membrane; neuron projection
Molecular function (GO): GABA-A receptor activity; neurotransmitter receptor activity; extracellular ligand-gated monoatomic ion channel activity
Source: RefSeq, a predicted model, not a curated record
CUCUCUGACUCUAAGGGGAAAAGAGAGAUCGAAAGAGAGAGAGAGAGAGAGAGAGAGAGAGAGAGAGAGAGAGAGGAGAGUUUCCGUUGCGCUUGAAGCGCUUCAGCAGUUGGGACAGGAGGACGCAGGGACGCAGGGACGCCUCUCUGACCGCACCAUGGAUCACCCCGAACGCUUACUUUCCUCACUUCCCCUCUACACAACAUAGGACCCUUACCCCAACUCUGAUCUAAUCUCUUCACCUCUGGAAUACUUCAAUAUAAUCCUGCAAAAUGGAAAUGACGUUCUUUCUUUCAGCGGUUUCUCACUCAUCCUCGUGGGGAACGAACUGACCAGGGCCAUGCUGAGUGACAUUGGUGACUAUGUAGGUACGGAUAUUGAGAUUUCCUGGUUGCCUAAUCUGGAUGAUUUAAUGAAAGGCUACGCUCGAAAUUUUCGUCCAGGGAUAGGAGGACCUCCAGUGAAUGUUGCCAUGGCUAUUGAAGUAGCCAGCAUUGACCAUAUCUCAGAAGCCAACAUGGAAUAUACCAUGACUGUGUUUCUGCGUCAGAGCUGGCGAGACGAGCGCCUUUCUUACAACCACACAAACAAGACCCUGGGGCUGGACAGCCGUUUUGUAGAUAAACUCUGGGUUCCAGACACGUUUAUUGUCAAUGCCAAAUCGGCCUGGUUCCAUGACGUCACUGUCGAGAACAAGCUCAUACGGCUACAGCCUGAUGGUGUCAUCCUCUACAGCAGCCGAAUCACAUCCACAGUAGCCUGUGACAUGGACCUAACCAAGUACCCAAUGGAUGAGCAGGAGUGCAUGCUGGACCUUGAGAGCUAUGGCUACUCUUCAGAAGAUAUCAUUUAUUACUGGUCAGACAGCCAGAAACAAAUUCAUGGCCUGGACAAACUGGAACUGUCCCAGUUCACUAUCACAGACUACCGCUUUAUCACUGAGAUGAUGAACUUUAAAUCGGCUGGGCGAUUCCCUCGGCUCAGUUUGCACUUCCGGUUGAGGCGGAAUCGAGGAGUCUACAUCAUCCAGUCCUACAUGCCCUCUAUCCUGCUGGUUGCCAUGUCUUGGGUGUCUUUCUGGAUCAGCCAAUCAGCUGUGCCUGCAAGAGUAUCACUAGGAAUCACUACUGUGCUGACCAUGACGACGCUGAUGGUGAGUGCCCGCUCCUCGUUGCCUCGUGCCUCCGCCAUAAAAGCCCUGGAUGUAUAUUUCUGGAUCUGCUACGUGUUUGUGUUUGCCGCCCUGAUUGAAUAUGCCUUCGCUCACUACAACGCCGACUACAGCAAGAAGGAGAAGGCCAAGGUCAAAGUGAACAAGAAUACAGAGUCCAUGGUGAAGAAUGGAAAGCAGGCUAUGGUCCUCUUCUCACUGUCAGUGACAGGCAUGAAUCAAGGCCUUGUGGUCUCCAACCGGCAGAACCGUGCCCAAAGUGAGACAUCCGUAGAGCCUCAGGAAGAGGCGGAAACGGCUAAGCAAGAGAGCAGUGAAGAAAGGAAGUGCUGCAAGUGCAAACCCAUAGACGCUGACACAAUCGACAUCUACGCCCGUGCCGUCUUCCCUUUCACUUUCGCCGUGGUCAACGUCAUCUACUGGGUGGCUUAUACCAUGUGACAUACAGAUGCCAAGUCAGCUGACAUCUUGAGAUUUUGGAUUUUUACAUUAUGGGAAGAUCAUUAUUGUCAAACUAUGAUUCAGAUUGUUGAAUCCUUAUGAUUCAACUCAGACUGCUUAGGUUUUGUGUGGCUCUACAUCUGAUAAAGCCAGAUAAUGAAGAUGAGAACAUCUGGUAAGGAAGCAAUUUUCCUUUCAACAAGAUGAAGGUGAGUGGAAUAUGAGGAAUCGCUGCGAGGGCUGCUGAUUGUCUCGCCUCUGCAACAUUACAUUGCCUUGGUUUCUCUUUACAUGUUACUAUUAUAAUAUAUUAGAUAUUAUUUUGUGACAUUUAAUUGCAAUUCUUUUUCACCUGAAACCUGGGAUAAUUAAAUUGAACCACACAACAUGACUGCAUGGCUGCUGUUUUGAUCAGUAAUUUUUUUCAUUCUUAUUCUGCCAUGGUUUUAAGUUUCCUGCCAUUCUCUAGGCUUUGGACUGCCUUCAAAUUAAUUUCAGACUUUGCGAAACUGUAUCCACUGUUUGAUUUUCAACAUGAGGUUAUUACUUGAGCAAAUGACUGAAAUGUUGGAUCAGUCAUGAAAGAAGGCCAUAGUUUAAAUAAUGACGUUAAAUAAUGACAAUUUCUUUCACAAUGCCUACUUGCAUGUUAAUAUAUUUAUAAUGUGACCUUAGGUAGCCGAACUCUAGACUUAUCACAGACCAAAUGUAUUUCUAUGUAAAGUUUUGAGUAUUAAAAUGGCCGCAAGAUAUUGAAAAUGAUCUACUGCCCUGAACAAGCAAGGUAUGGAGAGAGUUUAUGGCCAGCUUUCUUAAAUAAUUCAGUUCACUUUUCUUAAUAUAGUUUUCCUUUUGAAGCUCCAAAUAAUUAAAUGACAAUACUAAAGAGAAAAUUGUAUUGAGUCUAUAUAGAGGCGAUGACUGCUGCAAUAAAUUUGAGAGUGAUAAAAGAAACAAAAUGUGUGUGAUUU